AUUUCUUCUAACUCACACCCACCAGCUACAACUAUGGCGAGUCUUCUUCGUCGCCCACAGAGUGUGGUUCGGUCAUCGCGGCAGCUCCUUGAAGCUGCAUCGCUUUCCAGCACAUUAGCUCUUCGGCCAGCGUCGAUACCGCGUCCGUCAUACGCGUGUGCUCACAGCAGGAAGUAUGCCACGAAACCCGGGAAGCCGAACAAAAGCGAUGGCAAAGUUCGAAAGCCCGGCAGCACACCUGCUAAGGGCAUGGAGCACCUUUACAGCAAUCAAUCUCCAAUGUCGCCAAAGCCAGACUCGUCGCAGAACAACAGUGAUGGCGAGACCAAGGGCCCUUUGCCUGGCCGAUCGGAAUUGACACCAGAGGAGGAUCAAGCUUUGAGUAAGGUGUUUGACACGAUCAAGAUUGGCAUGCCGAAAUCUAUGGUGAAAGACGUCGAGAAAGCACUUGAGAAGCUUCGGGAACAGGGAAUGCCUGAUGAGCUUCGAAAUGCGAUCAAGGAAACCUCGGAGGAGGGCAUGUCGCCUUCAAGAGCUGCGAAACUUUUUCGACUAGUUACACAUCUCGCACGUCAGAACGCCGAGGAAAUUGUGGCAGAGAAAUCCAAGGAGCAAAAGAAAGCCAGCUCAUCACAUGAGUCUUCCAGCGAAUCGAGUACGUCCGGCAAGGAUAAAACUAAGCAGGAAAGUAGUGAUGGCAAGAAGAAGGACAGUGCACCGCCGGUGUACGAAUUCAAAUUGGAUCUCUCCAAUAUCCUGGUAUCGGCAUUUGUCUCUUAUCUGCUUUACAGGUUGGUGGUACCGAGCGAGAACAGUCGCGAAAUCACAUGGCAGGAGUUCCGUACAACGUUUUUCGAUAAAGGACUUGUUGAAAACUUGGUCGUCAUCAACGGCAACCGCGUACGCGUCCAUCUACAUCGCGAAUCUGUUGCUGCCACCUACCCGGAGUCUCCUGCCGCCCAACCAGGCUUCUACUAUUACUUCAGCAUCGGAUCUGUCGAAGCAUUUGAGCGGAGAGUGGAUGAAGCACAGAACGACUUGCGCAUACCAAGUUCUGAGCGGAUACCAAUCUCAUACCAUACCGAGGGAAGCUGGUUCAACACUGUGCUAGCGUUUGGUCCUACACUCCUGUUCAUUGGUGCAAUCUUCUAUCUGUCACGUCGUGCCGCAGCCGGAGGCGCAGGCGGCCAGUCUGGCAUUUUCGGCAUGGGUCGAAGCAGGGCUAAGAAGUUCAACCACGAAACCGACGUGAAGGUCAAGUUCGCCGAUGUUGCAGGCGCAGAUGAGGCGAAGGCCGAAAUCAUGGAGUUCGUCAGCUUUCUCAAAAAGCCUGAUAUCUACCAGAAGCUCGGGGCGAAGAUCCCUCGUGGCGCAGUCCUUUCAGGGCCACCUGGAACCGGUAAAACCCUUCUGGCCAAGGCUACUGCUGGUGAAAGCGGAGUUCCCUUCUUCUCUGUCUCUGGAUCUGAAUUUGUAGAAAUGUUCGUCGGUGUUGGUCCUAGCCGAGUGCGAGAUCUCUUCGCGAAUGCUCGUAAGAAUGCUCCUUGCAUCAUCUUCAUUGACGAGAUUGACGCCAUUGGAAAAGCGCGUGCCAAGCAAUCAUUUGGAGGGGGCAAUGAUGAGCGAGAAAGCACGCUCAACCAAAUUUUGACAGAGAUGGACGGCUUUAAUACUUCGGAACAAGUCGUUGUUCUAGCUGGUACGAACAGAGCUGAUGUUCUUGAUAAGGCGCUAAUGAGGCCCGGCCGUUUUGAUCGGCACAUCGCAAUCGACCGACCGACAAUGGAUGGCAGAAAGCAAAUCUUCAAAGUACAUCUCAAGAACAUUGUCACCAAUGAGGAAGUGGAACAUUUGACAGGUCGACUCUCUGCACUCACCCCUGGAUUCGCUGGUGCCGAUAUUGCAAACUGUGUGAACGAGGCUGCACUCAUUGCUGCCCGGACACAGGCCGACUCUGUCGUGAUGCAGCAUUUCGAGCAGGCUAUCGAACGUGUCAUCGGCGGUCUUGAAAAGAAGAGCUUGGUCCUAUCUCCCGACGAGAAGAAGACUGUUGCAUAUCAUGAAGCCGGCCAUGCCAUUUGCGGUUGGUACUUCGAGUAUGCGGAUCCUCUACUCAAGGUCAGCAUCAUCCCUCGUGGAUCUGGCGCGCUUGGUUACGCACAAUAUUUACCUGGCGGUGGUCGUGAUGAAGUCCUCAUGAACGUCAAACAGCUUAUGGAUCGUAUGGCCAUGACACUUGGUGGUCGUGUGAGCGAGGAGCUGCAUUUCGACACCGUGACCUCCGGUGCCAGCGACGACUUCAACAAGGUCACGCGACUGGCCACUGCCAUGGUCACUAAAUGGGGCAUGUCAAACGUUGGAUACAUUUACUACCCUGACUCCGGUGAGACCCAAGAGACCCAACUUCAGAAGCCAUUCUCCGAGGCGACCGCCCAGGCCAUCGACGCUGAAGUCAAGCGCAUUGUCAUGGAAGCCUACAAGCAAUGCAAGACUCUCCUCGAGGAGAAGAAGAAAGAAGUCGGCAUCGUUGCGGAAGAGCUCCUCUCCAAGGAAGUCCUCAGCCGCGACGACAUGAUUCGCCUGCUGGGUCCUCGGCCAUUCCCUGACAAGGGAGAGUUUUCAAAGUAUUUCGGCGGCGGUUCUAAAACUGGCCCAAUCAUUCCUCCACCUGGUGAAGCCAACCCGGGUGUUGCGGAGCCACCUGCUGGUGGUGACCUGCCGCCACCACUUGGUGGUGGACAGGGAGCCCCUGCACCUACCAUCUUCCAACGGCAGGAGAAGUGAGCAUUACAUCUCGGGGAUGGGUGCUGUGAGCAAGCUGAGCGAGACAGGUCCGUCUGCUUUCCACCUCGGAGAAAUAGGUCUGAUCUUCGGCCGUGCCAUUAUGGGUAGUUGGCAAAGGGACACUUAUCCUUCUCGCGGUGUCAAUUGCCAGGAUCAUGUGAACUUUUCUGUACAAUGUGAGACAUAGAUCUAAUCGACGAGCAUUUUUGUACUGUACAUAACGCAAGGUUUGGAGCUUGGAGUAGAGCAGCAAAAGCAUAAGAGUCGCAAAAGGAGGAAAUAGCGGGUGAGAUCUCUCCAGGGGAUUCGUGUCCACGUGGAGCGAAGCGAAGAGCACAAAUCGGCUCGAAGCUGACAAGCUCCUGGCGUCAUUGGGCGAGGCGACUUCGCUGAAGGCAAACUGCUUGAAGGUAACAUUUUAUUUGAUUUGUUUAUCGAGGGUAGAAAAGAGAACGGGAAAUGCAAAACUCCACUAUUUCACACCUU
Molecule: messenger RNA, 3270 nt
Organism: Dissoconium aciculare CBS 342.82
Lineage: Eukaryota; Fungi; Ascomycota; Dothideomycetes; Mycosphaerellales; Dissoconiaceae
Product: ATP-dependent metallopeptidase Hfl
Exons: 1
Coding region: 34-2784 (916 amino acids)
Biological process (GO): mitochondrial protein processing; protein-containing complex assembly
Cellular component (GO): m-AAA complex; membrane
Molecular function (GO): metalloendopeptidase activity; ATP-dependent peptidase activity; zinc ion binding
Source: RefSeq, a predicted model, not a curated record